GUUUAGACCUGAGGGCACUUACUGAGGACAUACACUCCCAUCUCCCCGUCUUGUCAGAUUAUCCAAUUGAUCGUCCUCUUCUGAUGGACCUAUAGGUGAACUACAACGUAUUACCCCAGUCGGGCCUCGUUUGCCAGCAACAGUUAGUUGCACAUACAAUCGCCGCCUUGUACCAUUUAUCGCCAAGCCGUCGACUGUGCAGAGGGAUUGAUUGACUGAUUGAUCGAAAAUGGAGUCGGAACCAACAUAUACCGUUUUCAUCCGUCUCCCUUUCCCAAGAGGAGACUUUGUGGAUCCUCCACCUGUAAACUGGGAUUCCGCCAAGGACGAAGCUCUGUGGAACAUUCUGUCUGGUGUUUCCAAGGGGGAGAUUGACUGGGAUGCUAUUGCCGUCGAGUUCGACGUAACUGUCGAUUUUCUUCUCCAACAAGUUACGUACCUUACAGAACGCCAUGCCGCCCAAGUCCGGGCACAGAUGCGGAAGCUCACGGCAGCCAAAGGAUCGGCCGCGCCGUCACCAGUCCCACCGUCCGACUUGGCUGCAGUUACCGCGUCUGACAUGAGGAGGACAGGGUCAGGGGCUGGAGCUGCUCUUGGGCAGGCUCGAGCCCCCUCAUCUCUCUCGAUCCGAAGAGAUGUCCAGACCCCUAGGAGUGACCCUGUGUCAGUAGCUGGCUCAACAACAACAGCUGGCAAGGCACCUUUUGCAAAACAACCCGCCACCCGUACAUCGCCAGGGGGCACGGGCCCAGGGAGCAUGGGCCCGGCACCGCAGCGCAAGACAGGAGCGAACACGCCGCGACAGCCCCUUGAUCCUCCCCGCAAGCGACUUUCGUCACUAGGCAUGCCAACCACUCCUACCGCUGCAACAAUGCGCACCGCCAGACAAUUUCGGGACGAUGAGGAUACCGAAUCUCCAGGACCGGCAGACUCUAGCUCGGAGUCAUCGUCGGAGUCUUCGAGCCCUGCGCAGUCCCGGAUCAUCCGUCGACCGCCUCGUUUCUCGGCACCUUCUGGUGGCGGCAAAACUGGCGACGGUCAGGAAUCUCCAGAAGACGAAGACGUUGAGCCUGCCUUUCUACCCCAAGAAGCGAGAAGUGAGCAGUAUUCGGAUCCCGGGGCCACGCUACGGGGUGAACCUCACAGUUCAAGGCGGCCGGUCCGAAGCCAGUCGACAAAAGACCGGAUUGGAUCCAUCACCCAGUCCAACACGUCGGACUCUUCCACCGGAUCUGCGGCUUUGAUAAACAAGUCACCUGUCCGUGAUGAGCGAUUCUACCGCACACCCGUUAGUCCGAGGCGCACGGCCGAGCUUUCUGGGAGAGCAGGAUCCAAUAGUAAAGGAAAGGGGUACUCCAGAGAUGGGAGCGAUGGCGGAACGCCCAGCAUGGGCAGUAGCUUUAGCGACUUGGAUGACGCUUCAGUUACGCAAUCGGCGCUUGAGGAGGCGUUGGCAAGUAACAUGCAGGAUGGAACCAUCGGAAGUAGGAUGAGUACGAUAGGCCAGGCCUUCAGGAGUCGCUACCUUCCGCAUACUACUCGAUCAACGGAGAAGAAGUAGGAGAAGCUUAAGUUCGAGCUGUGUAAAUGGCCGCCCGCUCAACAUAACGAUGAUAUGAUGUGCUUCGGAAUCGUUCACAAUUUGCUGGAGCCUCAAGUAUGAACGGCUGGCUUCGGAGAGGCCAUUAAGAGUGUAAUAUUGUUGAUUUGGCCAGAUUGCCUGGAACUUUGGGUGACAGCUUGGAAGAUUUGGUACUCUCAAUAUGAUGGCUAGCUUGUGUGAUUGCCAGGCAGAAUAGCGCUCAAAACUGGCUAAUUUUCACCCAUUUCACACCAAACUGAUCACAAAUGAAGAUAAAAAUUGACAGUCUGCGAGCCCCCAAGCAAUUCUUCCGCUCAAAAUUUCC
Pyricularia oryzae 70-15 is the source of this 1907-nucleotide messenger RNA. RefSeq lists its product as uncharacterized. The record is from RefSeq and is a predicted model, not a curated record. The transcript is spliced from 5 exons. Gene Ontology annotation, biological process: autophagosome assembly. Gene Ontology annotation, cellular component: phagophore assembly site. NCBI's taxonomy places the organism in Eukaryota, Fungi, Ascomycota, Sordariomycetes, Magnaporthales, Pyriculariaceae. Bases 230 to 1561 code for a protein of 443 amino acids.